AUGGCCUCUCGACGUGAGCAGGAGGCAGCCGCGGCUGUCCUCGUACAAGCAGAAUCGUUACUAGUACAAUCCCGUGCAGACAACGCACUCGCGCUACUCGUGAAGCUCGAGCGGACGACACCUGGCGCCAAGGGAUUGGCUGAGCUGCUCGCCGUGGCUCAGGUUCUCGCCGCUGUCGGCUACACGCCGGAGUGUCCGAGGUGUCGCCGUCCCAUUGGUCCGCUUCCCAAGGAUUACGUGGAUUGGUUCGGGGUGCUCCAGGUGGAUGCGCGGACGGACGAAGCCGGAAUUAAGAAGCGGUACCGACAGCUAGCGCUUCUGCUGCAUCCGGAUAAGAACAGGUCGCAGAAGGCGGAAGCAGCGUUCCGUUAUGUCAAGGAGGCGCACACAGCACUGACAGAGAGCAACAAGCGAGCCGUAUUUGAUACCCUGCGUACCCGCCUCCCCCCCUGCCCCUGCUCUGCACCCGCGGGAGGAAGACCCAUGGGGGUGCAGAGGGGUGCAGGAGGGUUCAGAGCGUCUCAGGGGGCGAGUUGGGCGGGCAACGAGGCGGGGCGGUUGCAGGAGCUGAGGGAGCAAGCCAAGGCGCGGGUGGUGUCUUUGGAGAGGGAGUGGGAGGAGAAGAAGGAGCAGUGGCUUCGAGACUUUGAACAGGCUAAAGUGCAGCAGCAGGCACAGGCGGAGCAGGAGGCACAGCAGGAGAAGGAGGAGGGGAGAAAACAGGAGGAGCGGCACCAGGCGCAAGAGCAGCAGGCGGAGGGGGAGGGGGAAGGGGAGGGGGAGCAAGAGGACGGAAAAGGGACGGAUGUAGCUAAGGGAAGGCAUGGGGAUGUGAAGAGUGAGGCGGGUGUGAGUGAGGGGAGUGUGAGUGAGGGGGGUGUGAGUGAUGCUGCAGCUGCGCCUGCCUCUCAGCAUGCCACAUGUGGGGAGCCAUCCAGUGACCAGACAGGUUCCACUGAUGAGAAUCCGGAACAUGUGGCCGACUCGAUAUGGGAGCAGCUGGCAGAUCUUGUGGAUGAUGCUGACGUGGAAGGUGAGAGCCAAGGCAGGAGGGAGGACAGCAGUUGGAGUGGCAGCAGGGGAACACAGGAGGACAAGGAUGCACAAGCAGAGGAACGGAAAGUGGGCAGGAAGAAGCAAGCAGAGCAAACGACAGAGCAAACGGCAGAGCAAACGGCAGAGCAAACGGCAGAGAAAACGGCAGAGAAAACGACAGAAAAAAGGGCAGAGGAGCAGGGUGAUGAAACAGUAGAGGUAAACCUCUCCUCUCGCAACACACAUGGCCAGGGGAAGGGCGGCAGACUCGUGGAAAGGGAGGGUGACACGGAGGGGGGUCGAGCAGCAGAUGCUGGGAUGGAGCGAGCUGGCAGCAUGAUGAGCAGUGCAAGCAGUGACUCUUACGGAAAUGGCUCAGCUGAUACUGCAACCCUUGCUGCUGCACCCCUCACUGGUGCAACCCUUGCUGCUGCACGCGCAUACCCCAGUAGUAGUGCUUCUGGGUCCACGGGGGACCAGCCCACUUCUUUCCGCGCCACCAAAUCAGGCAGAGCUGCUGCUGACGCCAUGGCAGCAGCUGCUGCUGCCACGGAAGCUGCCCGAAAGGUUCUCGAGCGGUCCCGGUCAGUGCUGAGGAAGGGCUCUGUGCGGCCUGAGGGAGACCGUGGCCGAGCAGAGGAAGCAGGCAAGGCAAGCAGUGGAGGCGAGGUGGGCGGCGGAGAGGCGGGCGGCAUAGGUGCGGCAGGUGGUGCAGGCGAGAAGGCUAGUGAAGGUGAGGUUGGCAGAGUGGCAGCAAGCUCGGCGCCUUGCAGUGCAGAGGGCUCCGGUGUUGCGUCAAGUUCUUUUGAAGCUCAACCUUCCAAGGCGGAUAGAGGGCCUGCUGCUGAUGAUGCUCCUUGCUGUGGAGAGAUUUCAAGCCCUGCAGCUGAAGAGACGACUGCAGCGGAUGCAGCAACAACAGCAACAGCAGCAGCAGCAGCAGUAGCAGUGGCGUGCGUAGGCGAUAAAGCAGACUCAGUGGAGGGCGGUAAGCCACGAGAAGCUGAUUUGGUGAGCCAAGGGAGGAGCUCCAAUCACCCCAUGCAGGCAAGCUCAGGUGGUAGCAGUGGUGGUGGCAGUGAUUGUAGUAGUGGUGGUGGCCUUUCCUCCUGCAGCAAUCCAGUCACCCCCGUGCCUGUGCCUUCAUCGAACCACCUCUCUUCCUCCGGUGCUGCUGCAAGUGCUCCGGUCUCUUCAGAAAGUUGUUCAGCCUCUGGGCUGGCCACAGUGAGAGGCAGUCCAGGUGCAGAUUCCCUGAUCAGCAGCACGAGCAGCAGUAGAGCGACUAGCAUUAGAAUUCCAAGUCACAGCAGCGUGGGUGGCACGUGGGUUGCACCUUGCAGCAGUGGCAGCAGGAGCAGCAGGAGCAGCAUUGGGGGCGGCAAGGAGGGCAAGGAGGGCAGUGGGGAUGUGUUGGAAACUCUGCAGAGGCUUAGACAUGACACACAAGCUGUUGCUGCCUCACUGGAUAACCUCAGGCGCCGGCUCUCUGCCCGCCCUGCUGUUGUCUUCCCUGGUGCUGUCUUCCCUGGCACUGCAGCUGGGUCUGUGCCAGGAGUAACUGGUUCGUCACCAGUGCAAGUUCCUGCGUCCUAG
Molecule: messenger RNA, 2631 nt
Organism: Closterium sp. NIES-65
Lineage: Eukaryota; Viridiplantae; Streptophyta; Zygnematophyceae; Desmidiales; Closteriaceae
Source: the annotation of a GenBank genome assembly